AUGACCACUGCCAAAGUGACCAGUCCCCAACAAAGUGACCAGACCUGGCUGGACCCCACCUCGGCCCGCCCCUCCCCCUCCUUCCUGCGGGCCGUCCGCUCGCUGCCGCCGCGCUUCACUCCGGCCACGGCCGCGGCCUACGCCGAGCUGCUGUCCACCUUCGGCACGCACGCCGUGCGGUCAGCGCGCCUGGGCGGCCGGCUGCGGACGCUGACCGCCGUCCGGCUGUGCCGCGCCGCCAUGGCCGGAGUGGGGGCUCAAGAGGCGUCCGACUGCCUGCGGACGGAGCUGACCUUCGGGGCGGUCAGCGCGGCCGCGGCCGCCUGCCGGACGGCGCGAGCGGCCACCGAGGGCAACGUCAGCUUCGGCGAGUUCUUCGGCCAGCGGCUGCUGGAGGUGGACGGAGGCGCUGACCGCGACGGCGACCUGGCCUUCGGCCGGCCGGAGGAUUUCUCGCGGUGGCUCAAGAGCGUGCCCGAGGCUCCGGCCGUGGUGGAGGCUGACCUCUGGCCGCUCCACGCCCUGCUGGCCCCGAGUGACCCCCGGCGCCGGGCGCUGCGCGCGGCCGUGGGCAGCUACGUGGCGGCCAAAGCGCUGAGGGUCAACUGCAGCUGCGCCGGACGCGGCCGGAGCGGUCAGUGCGGGGAGUG
This is a messenger RNA of Pyrgilauda ruficollis (rufous-necked snowfinch), 650 nucleotides long. It is a transcript of the gene PRF1, whose product is annotated as perforin 1. The record is from RefSeq and is a predicted model, not a curated record. The annotation marks the transcript as partial. Lineage: Eukaryota; Metazoa; Chordata; Aves; Passeriformes; Passeridae. The transcript is spliced from 2 exons.